UUGGGCUGAAAUGACAGCUAUUAGGGAAAUGGGAAAUAACACGUAGGAAACGCAGCGGAGUCAGGCCUUUUGUGUAGUGGCUCUCUUCUGGAUCUCAAUGCCGCUGACUACAGGGUUUCAUUUGCAACAGUGCGGUGCAGACAUUUAUAUGGAGAGCUACAGGAUAAGCCGCCUUCUUGAGCUCGACAGAAUGAAACCUUGAGUCUUGUGCUGUAGAGUGUAUUUUUUUUUCUUAAUGUGCUUUCGGAAACUAUGCAGAUCUGGAUAAGGAGAGUGCUGAAUUAAACAUGAUGAAGACUGAAGCAUCCUCACCAGCCAGCUUGCGGAGUCCCUCUCCCCAUCGCAAUGCCUAUGAGGCAGAGAUCCAGGCUCUGCAAAACCCCAGUCAGACGAGCAACGGGGAAGAAAAGCCGGACGAGGAUGCCGAGGGCAAGAAGCAGAGCCGGGGCAAGAAGUACGGCUCUAACGUGCACAGGAUUAAAAACAUGUUCCUGCAGAAGAUGGGUACCACCCCUAACGAGGCGACUGGCAUCCCAGCCAAAGGCAAGGAGAGAUCUGUGCGCCUGUCUCUGCCCAGAGCCAGCAGCCUCAAUGAAAACGUGGACCACAGUGCCCUGUUGAAACUUGGCACCAGUGUCUCAGAGAGAGUGAGCCGUUUUGACACCAAGAGCGAGAGACCUUUCUCCAAGCUUCAGGAGACCAGAAAGAUGUUUGAGAAGAACAUCCAAGAGAAGAACCUUUCCAACAGAAUCUUGCUGAAAAAGGAGAGGGCUGGUCUCAAGGACAGCAAGCUGGAUGUGGUGGUUCGAUUCAAUGGAAGUACCGAGUCCCUAGACAGCCUGGAGACCGAAGCUAUCUCACCCACAGUGAGCCAGCUCAGUGCAGUUUUUGAGAGUGGCGCACAUCAGAAAAAGGCUGGUGUCCUAGACAAGGUGAUCAGGCAUGGCACCUCCUCACUCAACACAAAACCAUUCCCAAAAAAAUCAAAAGUAGUUCUUAAAAGCCAACAGGAUACACUUAAAACAGACAGUGGGACUAACAGCGAUGGUGACUUCUCCCUUGAUCUUGCAGGCCCUAGCCAACUCAGAAAAGAAAGUGAGGAACUACAGACGGAUAAGUUGUUGAUUGGAUCUCCAUCCAGCAGUAAUCUAGCCCAGAAGCUGGCAUCGCUGGUGAAACAAGGGGACAGUCUGAAAGAAACAAGGCCUGUGGCGUCCACACAAAUGUCACAAAAAAAUGAAGAGGUGAGGAAAAUUAGACCUGUGGAUGUGAAAGACACUGCAGAGUUGGAGAAGGAAUCUAAAUCUACAGACGAUGAAAAAGAUUCAGAACUUGCCCCUAAGGAUCUUGAAACUGGCAGAGGCUUACAGCCAGUAGAAGCUGUUUCAGAGACUUGUGAGCCUCAGUUGGUUGACGCCACAGCACCAGGCCUGGAUGUUAAUUCAGAAAAUAGAAAUCUUCCGAAGGAAUGCUUGGAUAAUUUGCAGCCUCCAUCAUUGGAGUCUGCAGAGGGGAUUACACAUCAGGCGGAGGAGUCUUUGUCGUCGAAAGCUGGUUCCUUUGAAGAUGGAGAACAAGCCAAAAAUGACAUUGAUCGAGAUGACCAUUGCAAAAAAGGUGAAGACUUCUCGGAGGCUGAUAUGGUGGAUAUUAGCGCCUUUAGUGGGGUAGGUGAUGAAUCAGAAGGAAGUUGUCUGGAUGAUGAUGAGGAUGAUGCAUUUGAACCUGAAAGUGGCUACUCAGAAAUCACUGGGCUAUCUGACGAAGAGGAGCCUGUUCCACACAGGAAGAUUCGCUUCAGUACAGCAUCAAUUAAAGUGUUCACCACCUAUUCCAAUGAAGACUAUGACCGGCGCAAUGAUGAUGUGGAUCCCAUGGCAGCAUCAGCAGAGUAUGAGUUGGAAAAAAGAGUGGAAAGACUGGACCUUUUUCCUGUGGAACUUGAAAAAGAUGGUGAUGGCCUAGGUAUAAGCAUUAUUGGAAUGGGAGCUGGAGCAGAUAUGGGAUUGGAAAAACUUGGGAUAUUUGUGAAGACAGUAACUGAAGGUGGAGCUGCUCACAGAGACGGCAGAAUCCAGGUGAAUGACCUGAUUGUGGAAGUGGAUGGAAUCAGUCUGGUUGGUGUGACCCAGAGCUUUGCCGCCUCAGUCCUUAGGAACACAAAAGGAACAGUCAGGUUUCUGAUUGGACGGGAGAAACCUGGAGAAACCAGUGAAGUUGCCCAGCUUAUUCGUCAGACACUAGAGCAGGAGAGAUGGCAGAGAGAGAUGAUGGAACAACAUUAUGGACAAUACGUUGAUGAAGAUGAGGAGACAGGAGAAUAUGCAACAGAUGAAGAGGAAGAAGAGAUGAGCCCCAUGUUCGCUAACAAUGACAUGGCAAUUGAAGUUUUUGAUCUAGCGGAAAAUGAAGAUAUGCUUUCGCCGGUGGAAAUGGAUCCUGAAAAGCUGGUGCAUAAGUUCAAGGAGCUCCAGAUAAAACACGCUGUAACUGAAGCAGAGAUUCAGCAGCUGAAAAGAAAGCUUCAUUCGACGGAACAGGAGAAAAUGCGUUGGCGCAUGGAAAAAGUCCAGCUGGAGCAAAGUGUUGAGGAAAAUAAAGAGCGGAUGGAGAAGCUGGAGAGUUACUGGAUGGAAGCCCAAACUCUUUGUCAGGCAGUGGAUGAGCAUUUGAAAGAGACACAGGCCCAGUACCAGGCCUUGGAGAGGAAGUACAGCAAAGCAAAACGCCUGAUUAAAGAAUACCAGCAAAAGGAAAUAGAGUUUCUGAAAAAGGAAACAGCUCAAAGAAGAACAUUGGAAGAAACAGAAAAUUCACAUAAAGAAGAGAUUGAGAAGCUUCAGAACAAGGUAACAGAACUGGAGACAAGCAUAGAGUCACUGAAGAACUCCAAUGCAAUUUAGAUGAGAAGAUAGCAUUACAUCACUUGCAUUCAAAAUAAACGUUUAUGCAAGAGCAACCGGUCUUAAAAAAUGAUAUUUUCUUGUUUGUUUUCUUCUGAAAAAUUUGUACCAGUUGCACUCAGUGCAAGAGGUUGUGCUUAAGGGAAUUUUUGCAUUAUUGUCUUACAUGUAUACAGUUUGCCAAGUCACUUUCCAAACAUAUGGCCAAAUUGAAUUUGUCCAGUGAAUAUGAAUGGGUUGCAAUGAACUGGUCUGCACUAGAUUGGACUUGGUACUCAAGCCACAGAACUAGUAAUUUCCCAUUCGGCUUAUUUAGUUUUAAUAAUAUCAAAAGGCUCGAACAAAUGAAUGUUCACUGGAGGCAUUCUCAUUGCAGAAGUAAAUUGCAAGUUUUCUGUGGGUCACAAGUCCUUGGUGACCUAUUGCUUAAGAAUACCAAGAGGUCUAGCCUGCCAUUACGGCAUGUGCAAGAAGGCACAUCUUCUAAUGACUGAGAUCAAAGGCAGUAUGUUUUUCUCUUGUUAUUUGUGUGAUUUCUUUUCACAGAUCGAUGUAAACAAUUGUUCUUUUAUCUAUUCAUUUUAUUUCAUUCUGUGAUUAAGAGCAUUUUAGCACCAUGCUACCAAUGCUGAUGUCCUUUUAUAUCUGAGUAGUGUGAAGGUACCAGUACCUGUCUUAAUAAAGAUUGUCUUUAGACGUGUAAUUUAAAGAAAAUAUAAACCAAAUUUCAUUAAUUUGUUACUGAACAGGUGAAUAUGAAGUGGAAUUAAACAAAAUGUAUAGAAACAUUGGAAAGGAAAGUUGAAUAAUGAUAAUUGUAAUGGACUAAUGGAGUAGAUGGUUACAAAGUUAAUGAUACUAAAAAUGUUGCAUUUUGCAGUUUUUUCUAUUGUAACUGCUCUGAUCUACCAGGCUUUAUUAUUCAUUCCUAUUAUUAUUCAUUGUGCCAUACUUGGUAGAUCUUCCCACUUAUUGUCAUUACAUAUGUACAGAAAAAGGUGGGUGUUUGUGUAGAUGUUUGACUGAAGCCUAUGUAAUAUGUAGUAUAAAAUUUAAGAACAAGAGUGCACCGUAAAAAAGAAAAAAUACAUGGUCAGAUCAGUUUCUGGAGCUGUGUAUUACAGAUGUUAGUGUCUGAUGUGUUUGAAUGAGCUCUCCACAGGAUGGAGGAUGCUAGUGCAAGGAAUAUACUUAAUAAACCAUUCCAGCACAGAAUCUAUUUAAGAAUGAGAUUUACCUCGUGCUACCCUUUUAUCACCACAAGUUUAUGCCCAAGAGUAAACUAGCUCUUCAGUUUUGCAUUUCAUUUUAAAUGAGGUUGAGGUAUCUCGUUGAUCUAGACAAAAACUGAGUUAUAUCAUAUAAGGGAGAGGUGUGCUUCUCCCAUUAGAGACCAUAAUAAUACUCAGGUGUGUGAAAGACUUCACCCUUUUUUCCCCACUUGUUACCAUUGCCAUGGAAAAUGAAGGGGACAAAUUACAAUGAAUCUAACACUGGAGUAUGUUUGACAUGGUGUAAAGGUGCUUGCUAUUGUUUAAAUAGGAGGAUGUGGCAUUUACAUAGCUGCCUUUCCAAUCUGUAACGUAGGCAGAUGGGAACCAUUCCAUCCAUUACCUGACAAAGUUCCACCCAAUGCCAGAACCAGCACUGUACUAGAGUUUUAGCUUGUUUUAUAUACAGCUUUGUAGACAGUAGACGUAGUUGACAUAUAGGCACUAUCAACAAGCUGGUAAUCCAUUGCCCAGAAAAGCAAUGCUUAUGGAGAUUCCAUAUUAAUUAGUAUUAUAAUUUGGUUCAAUGGGCACAACAAAUGCUCAGCAAUUUAUCUUCCACUUUGUUAUGUGUUGCAUUAAACUAUUAUUUUAGUGGUACAAAGUGUCAUCAUCAUAAACAACAGUAGGAAGUAACUUGAUGUAACAAAUUGUUUUACAGAGAACCAUAUGAAUAAAAAAGUGAAAUAAUAUCUGUAUAAAACAUUUGAUACUGUGAGUAACUUCUUUCAAUCUCUGAAGUAGAAGUGUUACUUUCUAACCAGAUAACCAUACAGUUAGCAUUAAUGCUGUAGGGGCUGAAAUUCCAACAGUGCUUUUCAUCAAUGGGUCACACUAGUUGCUGCUUGCAGUCCUGGGCCAUUCAAUGCACCUUGAUCCAGUGGCCUAGAGAAAAUUUGCUGGACAUCUGCAUAUUUGGGCCUUUCAACAUAUCCUGGCUGAUGUGCUCAUCUCAUUUGAAGUGAACACUGAAAGAAUCCACCUUUUUUUGUUUUGUUCCAGCUGGUGAUGCAGUCCAUGCCACUUGGCCUUAGUGCCCAAUGGCUUAACCCCACCCUAUACUCCUAGCCAAGAUACACCCACCAUUCCCUAUUACAAGAUGGUCUGUGCAGUGCAGCCCUUAAAUGGUUGCUGAUACCCUGAUGUCCAGCCCUGCCACUCACAGAAACCAAUUCAGAGUCCCAUCAUGUUACGUAGAAACAUAGAAAACCUACAGCACAAUACAGGCCCUUUGGCCCACAAAGCUGUGCCAAACAUGUCCAUACCUUAGAAGUUACCUAGGGUUACCAUAGCCCUCUACUUUUCUAAGCUCCAUGUACCUAUCCAGGAGUCUCUUAAAAGACCCUAUUGUAUCCGCCUCCACCACUGUCACUGGCAGCCCAUUCCACACACUCAUCACUCUCUGCGUAAAAAAAAAAAUUACCCCUGAUACCUCUUCUGUACCUACUUCCAAGCACCUUAAAACUGUGCCCUCUUGUGCUGGCCAUUUCAGCCCUGGGAAAAAGCCUCUGACUAUCCACGCAAUCAAUGCCUCUCAUCAUCUUAUAUAUCUCUAUCAGGUCACCUCUCAUCCUCUGUCAUUCUAAGGAGAAAAGGCCAAGUUCGCUCAUCAUAUUCUCAGAAGGCAUGCUCCCCAAUCCAGGCAACAUCCUUGUAAGUCUCCUCUGCACCCUUCCUAUGGUUUCCUUGUCCUUCCUGCAGUGAGGUGACCAGAACUAAGCACAGUACUCCAAGUGGGGUCUGACCAGCGUCCUAUAUAGCUGCAUCAUAUGCCUUCUUGACCACAGAGUUAAGCUGUGCAGCAGCUUUGAGUGUCCUAUGGACUCGGACCCCAAGAUCCCUCUGAUCCUCCAUACUGCCAAGAGUCUUACCAUUAAUACUAUAUUCUGCCAUCAUGUUUGACCUACCAAAAUGAACCACCUUACACUUAUCUGGAUUGAACUCCAUCUGCCACUUCUCAGCCCAGUUUUGCAUCUUAUCUCUGACAGCCCUCCACACUAUCCACAGCACCGCUAACCUUUGCGUCAUCAGCAAAUUUACUAACCCACCCCUCCACUUCCUCAUCCAGGUCAUUUAUAAAAAUCACGAAGAGAAGGGGUCCCAAAACAGAUCCCUGAGGCACACCACUGGUCACCGACCUCCAUGCAGAAUAUGACCUGUCUACAACCGCUCUUUGCCUUCUGUGGGCAAGCCAGUUCUGGAUCCACAAAGCAAUGUUCCCCUUGAUCCCAUACCUCCUUACUUUCUCAAUAAGCCUUGAAUGGGGUACCUUAUCAAAUGCCUUGCUGAAAUCCAUAUACACUACAUCUACUGCUCUACCUUCAUCAAUGUCACAUCCUCAAAAAAUUCCAUCAGGCUCGUAAGCAUAACCUGCCUUUGACAAAGCCAUGCUGUCUGUUCCUAAUCAUAUUAUGCCCCUCCAAAUGUUCAUAAAUCCUGCCUCUCAGGAUCUUCUCUAUCAAUUUACCAACCACUGAAGUAAGACUCACUAGUCUGUAAUUUCCUGGGCUAUCUCUACUCCCUUUCUUGAAUAAGGGAACAACAUCCACAACCCUCCAAUCCUCCAGAACCUCUUCCAUCCCCAUUGAUGAUGCAAAGAAAAUCACCAGAGGCUCAGCAAUUUCCUCCCUUGCCUCCCACAGUAGCCUGGGAUACAUCUCCUUCGGUCCCAGCGACUUAUCCAACUUGAUGCUUUCCAAAAGCUCCAGGACAUCCUCUUCCUUAAUAUCUACAUGCUCAAGCUUUUCAGUCCGCUGUAAGUCAUCCCUACAAUCGCCAAGAUUGUAGUGAAUAUGGAAUCAAAGUAUUCAUUAAGUACCUCUGCUAUCUCCUCCAGUUCCAUACACACUUUUCCACUGUUACACUUGAUUGGUCCUGUUCUCUGACGUCUUAUCCUCUUGCUCUUCAUAUACUGGUAGAAAGCCUUGGGGUUCUCCUUAAUCCUGUCUGCCAAGGCCUUUUCAUGGCCCCUUCUGGCUCUCCUAAUUUCUUUUUUAAGCUCCUUCCUGCUAGCCUUCUAAUCUUCUAGAUCUCUCAUAUUACCUAGUUUUUUGAACCUUUCGAAAGCUCUUCUUGUCUUUUUGACUAGAUUUACAACAGCCUUUGUACACCAUGGUUCCUGUACCCUACCAUCCUUUCUGUGUCUCAUUCUAAUGUACCUAUGCAGAACUCCAUGCAAAUAUCCCCUGAACAUUUGCCACAUUUCUUCCGUACGUUUCCCUGAGAACAUCUGUUUCCACUAUGCUUCCAAGUUCCUGCCUGAUUGCCUCCUAUUUGUCCUUACUCCAAAUAAAUGCUUUCCUAACUUGUUCCUAUCCCUCUCCAAAGCUAUAAUAAAGAAGAUAGAAUUGCGAUCACUAUCUCCAAAAUGCUCUCCCACUGAGAGAUCUGACACCUGACCAGGUUCAUUUCCCAAUACCAGAUCAAGUACAGUCUCUCCUCUUGCAGGCUUAUCUACAUAUUGUGUCAAGAAACCUUCCUGAACACACCUAACAAACUCGACCCCAUCUAAACCGCUUGCUGUAGGGAUGUGUCAAUCGAUAUUUGGGAAAUUAAAAUCUCCCACCACAACAACCCUACUAUUAUUACACCUUUCCAGAAUCUGUCUCCCUAUCUACUCCUCGAUGACGCUGUUACUAUUGGUUGAUCUAUAAAAAACACCCAGUAGAGUUAUUGACCCCUUCCUGUUCCUAACUUCCACCCACAGAGACUCCGUAGACAACACCUCCAUGACUUUCUUCUUUUCUGUGGCCGUGACACUAUCUCUGAUCAACAGUGCCAUGUCCCCACCUCUUUUGCCUCCCUCCCUGCCUUUUCUGAAACAUCUAAAGCCCGGCACUUGAAGUAACCAUUCCUGCCCCUGAGCCAUCCAAGUCUCUGUAAUGGCCACAACGUCAUAGCUCCAAACGCUGAUCCACGCUCGAAACUUGUCCGCUUUGUUCACAAUACUCAUUGUGUUAAAAUAGACACAUCUCAAAGAUCUAAUUUAAUCCAACAAGACCAGGUGAAUAGGUUUAGAAUCUUGGUCCCAUCGAUCCCACAAGACCAACUGAAAUGUUUGGUUGGAAAGGCAACUCUUGCUAGAGGGCACUGGAUAAGACAUUGAAAGUCCACUGUCAAGUGACAUCUCUUUGGAAUGUUGUUCCAUUGAAUGACUGAAUAUUCCUAACUGCUAGCUGAACCACUGCAGGAGCAAUGCUACAGUCUAUGAAUAAUCCCCGGCGAAGCCAGCAAUCUGAGUUCUACCAUAAUCUUCUCUUCUGGAGAAAGAAGGCAGCUUGCUUGUGGGCAGCAGCAUGGGAAACAUGAAGAUAAUACAUUUAUUUUGGAAUUCAUCCCUGACUGGUGCUAUAUGUCACAGUACAUUGUAAUUUGCCUCUGAAAUUCAUUCAACUAGCAUCAACUCAAUAGAACUUAAUUUCCAAGGCAAGGUGCAAUGCAUUGACACAAUCAAAUGGUACAUUUAGCAGGACCAAACAGGGUAAGAAUUUCAAGGCUUUAGUUAAAAAACAAAAUAUUUUAAAAGCUGCUACUUACAAAAUGUGAUUAUUUUUCCAUCUGUGGUAUUCUAGAAGGGGUUGCAAUCUGUGUUGUACUGACACGCUACCCCUUCAACUCAGGAACUUGGUUUUGGAACCUAGUCUGACAAAAUGAAACUCCCCUUCCUUGUCUCCAAGUGUCUGAAGGGAAAUGACUUUUGGCCUUCUGAAUCCAUUUCAUAAGAAGCAAGAGCCAACAGUAAUUAUCAUUAAAUUGGAAAUCACAAUGUGAGAUUAAUCAUAGAGGAGAGAGGAAGGGUAGAAAUUAGAGCAGGGUUAAGAGUCAAAGCAGUAAGUAUAUAGAGGAAACAUCUUGUUCAUCUCCUAUGAACACUUAAUUUACCUUGCAAACAAUCCACAUCCCUAACACCAACAUCCCUCACAUUGAUGAAUUUAGAAAUGGCUGUUAUCUUCCUUGGAUAUUAUAGUGGACAUUUAGCAGACUAACAACUGAACUGUUGAGUUGAAACAGCAGGUUACACAUCAAACUCAGUUCUUGCUUUGACCUGCCAGAUACUCCUUCAGUUGUGGGGAGAGAUAGAAAACACUGAGCCAUAUUGGAUUUUUGAUAAAUACUUUUAUUGUUGCAGAUUGUUACAGUUUAGAGGUUUCAUAGCCAACUGGUUUGCAUAAUCCUUGUGCCCACUGUCUGAAAUUGUAUUGCAAUUGGUUAAUUUCACUUGCGUGUAUGUGCUAAUUGUAUUUGGUGAAAUGUAUACAACUUCAGAAAAAGUUAAAUUGUUUCUUUUAUGGUUCUCAACCAUGUUAGCUGAAUGUUCAUUAAAUUUCCUGUUAUAAGGUAUAACCUAGCUUAUAUGAAGUUAUUAAUCUUAUGAUACUUUUAAAAUUGAUUAAACUUGUUCAAUUGAAGUUCAAGUUCAAUUAUCAUUCAAUCAUACAUGAGAACUCAUGAACACCGAAUGAAACAGUGUUACUCCAGGGCCAAGGUGCAAAACACAGUACAUAGUACUAACAGUCAUACAUAGCAUAAGGCAUAUAUCACAGAUGUAAGAUGGCAAGUAAACAUACAGUCACAAUAAAUAAAUAUAUAAGCACAAGUCCCUGAGUGACAUGUCCUGUAAAUAGAUGGUGCAUGCCUGUUGUUGGCAAGAGUAAGCAGUUCUCAGCAGUCUGCAGACAAAUGUACACACUCAUGCUAUCCAGCUUGUCAUUCCACCGAUCGAAUACUAGAGGGCAGCACUGAUGGAAGGGGCCAGCCCUUAACCCAGCAUGGACACCACGCUGUACCUCCUCCUGUAUCUCCUCUCCUGGACUACUGCAGCAGGCAAGCCUGCGCCUCAAGGCCUAGUCCUCAUUACAACUGAGGCCAUACUGCUUCCCUGCUUUGUUUCACCAAUAAACAAAGGAAAUAGACCUGCAGCAUUUUACAUUAUCAU
Mobula hypostoma (lesser devil ray) is the source of this 10109-nucleotide messenger RNA. RefSeq names its product neurabin-2-like. The transcript is spliced from 11 exons. Gene Ontology annotation, biological process: actin filament organization; neuron projection development; calcium-mediated signaling. Lineage: Eukaryota; Metazoa; Chordata; Chondrichthyes; Myliobatiformes; Myliobatidae. The record is from RefSeq and is a predicted model, not a curated record. Gene Ontology annotation, cellular component: cytoplasm; dendrite; actin cytoskeleton. The coding region runs from base 288 to 2903 and encodes 871 amino acids. Gene Ontology annotation, molecular function: actin filament binding.